AUGUCUGCUACGAUGGAUGCCGCGCGCCGCUUCUUCCUGUCGCCGCAGUUUGCCGUGGCGGGGGCCAGCAACGAUCGCAGCAAGUUUGGCUACAAGAUCUUUGCCUGGUAUCAUCAACACUCUCUGCCCGUUACUCCCCUCAACCCUCGCGCCCCGGAGAUCGAGCUGCCGUCGCAGACCUACAAGACGGUCCCAUCACCCCGCGACUUGCCCAACCCCGACCAGACUUCCCUGUCUAUUGUGACCCCUCCCCCAGUGACUCUUGCCCUCCUCAAGGAGGCUCACAGUGUGGGGAUCCCUGCUGUCUGGCUACAGCCAGGCACGUAUGAUAAGAGUGUGUUGGACUUUCUCGAUGGUCAUUUCGCAGCAGCGGUGGUGGGAGAUGGUGGUGUGGGCGGCGAGGGUUGGUGUGUGCUGGUGGAUGGUGAGGAUGCAUUGCGAGAGGCCCAUCGCGAGUGGAAAGCUCAGCUGUAG
This is a messenger RNA of Aspergillus tubingensis, 474 nucleotides long. Its product is annotated as CoA-binding protein. The transcript has 2 exons. The record is from RefSeq and is a predicted model, not a curated record. The coding region runs from base 1 to 474 and encodes 157 amino acids. Lineage: Eukaryota; Fungi; Ascomycota; Eurotiomycetes; Eurotiales; Aspergillaceae.